AUGUCAAUACUCAAGUCAUACACACUAUCAAAACUCUCUUACCACAUGUACCUUGACAAAUUCACAGAAUCAGAUAUCAAAUCACUCAACAAAAUAAUCACUUGGUUCCUAUGGUCAUCCAAUCUCAGACCUUUCGAAGAUGCAAAAUCAUUUAAGAAUACAAUGACACUCUCCAGAGCAGUACAUCAUUGGAAAAAUGGUGGCAUUUCAUUGUGGGAUAUGAAACUACGAAAUGACGCUCAACACAUUUGGAUACUAAAUAGAGUAAUUGCAAAUCAAGAUGUCUAUUCCCCAUACUACCAAAGCUGGCGUAACCAAAUUAGACAUAACAAGAUAACCUCACCUACACUCAAACAUUCCAUCCUUCUUUGGCAACAAUUUAGACCAAUUAUGAAAUUACCUCAACAUCAAAUGAAACCAAUAUUGCGUAAUGACGAACCACUACCACUUAAACUCAUAUACCACAACCUUAUCAACCAUCACCACAAACCAACUUUACAUCAACCCGAAACAUCUUCUACUACAUUAACUCCAUCAAACACCACAGAGGUAGAAACACAGUAUUCAGAUUCUUCUCAAGAUCACUUCCUGGUAUGGCAUACAUCAAACAAGACAGUUGUAAACUAUGUUCAUCAUCCUAAACAAAUUCAACCUCAAACACAUCACACAACAUCUACUACUCACUUCUACCUCUGCGAUGAAUCAUCAGACCUAACAGCGAUCAUCUACCACAACAUUUGGAAACAUGUCAGUUCAAUUCUAUUCAGUCAAGAUGACAAAAUACUCGAUUUCUCCAACCAAUCUAUUAUAUCCGACUUCGAUAUCCACAGAAACAUUCUAAAAUUAAUAAACAACACUCCAACACCAGCCAACUAA
Molecule: messenger RNA, 876 nt
Organism: Heterostelium album PN500
Lineage: Eukaryota; Evosea; Eumycetozoa; Acytosteliales; Acytosteliaceae
Exons: 3
Coding region: 1-876 (291 amino acids)
Source: RefSeq, a predicted model, not a curated record